Molecule: messenger RNA, 5758 nt
Organism: Pseudomyrmex gracilis
Lineage: Eukaryota; Metazoa; Arthropoda; Insecta; Hymenoptera; Formicidae
Gene: Cog4
Product: conserved oligomeric Golgi complex subunit 4
Exons: 13
Coding region: 445-2700 (751 amino acids)
Source: RefSeq, a predicted model, not a curated record
UUUUAAGUUCGAUGAAAUAGAGAAAUAGACAAAACUAACUGGUUAACUGCACCAAACUUUAUUUUUUAUAUCUUUUGCAAUGAUAUCAUUUUGUAUGUUAAAUAAAUCAAACUAUACUAAAUAGCUACGGUUUUUUUAUUAAAAUGUUACGAACGACCUUGGUUACGAUCAGAUGACUGUUGAGAAAACACGAUUUUUUAAUAGUUUUCUAACGAUUUAAUAUACUGUACACUGUACGAGAUAUCUUUUAGAUGAGCUUGUUGCAUCUUUUUUCUUAUUUUUACACAUUAUGAACGUGUGCUUUAUCUUGAAUGAAUGUGAGAAGACAUGCAACAAAUUACAACGCAUAGCAGUGCGCAGUGAUAAGAUGCGAUGUUUACGGUAAUACGUGACGUGUGAAAAACGUCUUGUUCCAAAAUAUCUCAACGUUAAAAUUAAGCUAAAAUGUUUGCUGCAAAGAUACACAUUGCUGGCAAUAUGGAUUUACCAGUAAAUGAAGAAGAUUUGCAACAAGUAUUGGACAAAUUAUCUGAAGAUGAGGUUGCAAUAAAGAAAAAUCUUGAUACUAUUCUUGCUCGUCAGUGUCAUAUAGAGGCAAAACUACAAAAUGUUGGCAAAGUAUUGCCAAAUGUUAUAUUGAUACACGCAGAAGGGGAAAAGUUUCGCGAUAUGAUUGCACGGACUAAUGAAUUGGCAGAGAAUGUCAGUGCUAAAGUACGACAACUGGAUUUAGCAAGAAGCAGAGUAUGUGAAUGUCAAAGUAGAGUAAACGACAUAUUAGAUCUGCAACUAUGCAGUGAAGGUGUAGCAACAGCAUUGCAUAAUGAGGAUUAUGAACAAGGUGCUGCUCAUGUUCAUCGUUAUCUAGCAAUGGAUCAACAAUUAUUGGAAAGAACAGCCAAGGAUGUAUCAGGAGAUCACACUAGUAUCAGCAGUUCCCUGGUCACUCUACAACAAGCUGCAAUGGAAUUAAGAACUGUUGUUACACAUAAGUUUGAUGAAGCUGUGAAAUCCGAAGACUUGGCAUCUGUUGAAAGAUUUUUCAAGAUAUUUCCAUUACUGGGCAUGCACUUCGAGGGAUUAAAAAAGUUCUGCAGUUACUUGUGUACUAAAUUGCACGAAACUGCGCAAAAGAAUCUGCAAGUAGCAUUGGAGAUUAAAAGUAAUGAUAAGAGAGCAGCUGUUAUUUUUGCUGAUACUAUGACUCUCUUGUUUGAAGGAAUUGCACGUAUUGUAGAAGUGCAUCAACCAAUUAUCGAGACUUACUAUGGUCCUGGUAGGCUUUUAAUGACGAUUUCAAUUUUACAAAAAGAAUGUGACAGGCAAGUAAAAAAGAUUAUUACAGUGUUUACAAAGCAGAGAAAUAUUACUAAAAAUGUACAAGUGAUAAACGAUUAUUUGCGAAAGCCAAGUUCUGAGAGACUCGAUCCCAAAGAACUCGAUCUUCUUUUGGGAGAAAUUACAAUAAUGCAUUCGAGGGCAGAACUUUAUAUACGUUUCUUAAGAAGAAGAAUUAAGAAUGAUAUAGAGAUCAGUACAACAGACGAAGCGCAACGUACAGAAUUGUUAAAUGAAUUUGAGACAACUAUUAAUAAUUCUGAAUUGGCUCACGGCAUGCAAGAAUUGCUUGGCGCUUAUCUCGCAUUGGAAAGAUAUUUUCUCGAAGAGAGUGUAAACAAAGCCUUGGGUAUGGAUGCUUUGGAUCCAGAACAGCAAACAUCCAGUAUGGUUGACGAUGUUUUCUUCAUUGUACAGAAGUGCAUACGACGCGCUAUGUCAAGUUGGAGUAUAGACGGCGUUUGUGCCGUUGUUAACAUGGCCUGCGGCAUUUUGGAAGGUGAAUUCGCGAACAGAUUGAGGAACAGAUUGCGUCAGGGUUAUCCGGCAGGUUACUUGGAUCUGGCGCAAGCAUAUAGCGCUCUGCAGACGAGCAUACAACAUGGUCGUUUGCAAACAUCCGACACGGAAAACGCUCGUCUUAUGUUUUUAGCAUAUUUGAAUAACACGGACGUAAGCACCGAAUAUGUAGAAACGUUGUGCAAAAGUCUCGGCGCGGAAAUAGAUGCAACAUUCCCCAACAUGCAAAAGAAGGACAGAGGCAAAAUCGAUAGUUGCUUAUCUGGUCUAAAGGGAGUCAUACUAAUUUUACGAGGUGUCAUCGAUUAUGGAUUGGAACAAUUGCGGGUCAGUGCCGUGAAACCCAGAGUUACUCCGUGGGUUGAUGCAUUUCUGUCGAUAAAUCACCAUCUUAACGAGGACGAAUUGUUAAGAUACGAAACGGAUGAACCGUUUGUGCAAACGUUAGUCACGAAUCUGGAAGGUUUACUUCAAGCAUUCAAAGGUAGUCUAACUACCUCUAAUUACGAUGCUCUUAUCGGACUUUUAACAGCGGAAGUUACGGCGCGCUUAGAAAAGGUGGUUUUAAAAUCAACCUUCAAUCGAGCGGGCGGUCUAAUAUUAGAUAAAGAAAUAAGAUCGUUAGCCAGUUACUUAGCGGCCGCUACAUCGUGGUCGGUAAGAGACAAAUUCGCACGUUUAACGCAAAUUGCGACUAUUCUAAGCAUAGAAAAGGUAGAGGAACUUGCAGACUAUUGCGGUGCGGAUGCGAUAGCGUGGCGAUUGACACCAUCGGAAGUUCGACGUAUCGCUUCUCUGAGAACAGAUCUUCGGCCGGAAGAUAUCAAAAGGCUAAAGUUAUAAUUUGUCGAUAAUAAUGAAGCAAUAUGAAUUUAAAAUUAAGUGUUAAUAUCUUCUUAACCAAAGUAUCUAUCAUCAUGUACCUGAUUCCGAGAGGUGCGGCGCUGCAAGCAACAGCUUGUGUUAGUGAGAGUGCAAUAAUUUAGAGGUUUUAAGAGGUUGGAGAGAGGUAAGAGGAGUAAGAGAGGUGGAAGUGGAAACACCGAUCAGGAAGGGCCAGGAGGCGUGAGGAGUGAAGGUAGGGCGAAAAACGCAGGAAAAUAAAAGGAAAAAACAGAAGUAAAGCGGACGAGAUAGCAGGGAGGGAGAAAAGGGGGAGCGGGCAGAAAAGCCCGCCAACCGAAAACAUGAAUAAGAACAAAAACAGAUUCGAGAUACUCUAUAGCGACAAGGAAGACAUGACGGAGGAAAGACUUGAUAAAAUAGCAAGAAAGAUUAGAGAAGAGGAAAAGGUAAUAGAAAGAGGAAGCAACUGAACAAAUGGAAAGAACAAAGGAAAACACUGAAAAGAGAGGAAGGAAAGGAGUGAGAUGGAGAAAGCAAGAGACAGAUGGAUUCGAUACAAAGGAAAAUUGUGCAGAGAACUAACAAUAAAAGCGGCAGCACAAAAAUGCCUCAACAGAAAUCUAACAGGAGAUGCUAGCAAGGAGACUGGAAUAACGUACAAACUGGACACAACAUCGGUGCAAACCAAGGGAGUAAUAUACGAUUGGCCAGAAGAUGAAACAAUUGAAGAUUUGGUAGCCAUGAUUGAUAAUACAGACAACAUUAUACAGAUUGAGAGAAUGGUUAAGACAUACUAAGCAAAGGAACAGAAUAAGAGAGUAUGGAGAAGAUGUAAGGCGGUAAGGAUAACCUUUGAAGAAAGUAUGGUACCAAAAACCAUAAGACUAUAUGACGGACUCAUGAACAUAACAGUGAAACCAUAUGUGGAAGAAGUACUACAAUGCUACAACUGUUACAAAUAUGGACAUUUAAAAAAAUAGUGUAAAAACCAGAGAAGGUGCAUCAACUGUGGAAAUGAAUACCAUGGAAGAUGUGAAAAAGAAACACAUUGCUCAAAUUGCGGAAGGAAACACUUCCCGACAAGUAAAGAAUGCACUGAGUAUAAAUACAAUAAAGACAUAAAAAAAAACAAAAAUGGCACAAAACCAGAUAGAAAUACACGAGGCAAGAAGAAUGGCAGCAGAAGAAGCAAAAAUAAGAACAAGAUAUGACAAAUCAUAUGCAGAAGCGACAAAGGGGAAUAAACAAGUACAAGAAAAAGAAAGAGUAGAAGAAAGAAUGAGACGAGAGGAACAAAGAAGGCAAAGGCUAGAGGAGAAAGAAUGGAUGGAAACAAAUAGACAAAAAAAUAGAGAGAGGGAAAACGGGUGGAUAAAUUAUAAAAAGAAAGAAGAGAAAAAAGAGUGGGAGAUAGAGAGAAGAGAAAAGAGAAAAACGAAUUGGAAUCAAGACAACAAGGAAGACAAAAUGAACCAACUAGAGAGACGAAACAAAAGAGAAGUAGAAUAAGAUGGGAAAAUAUAACUGAGGAGGAAGAAGAACAAGAGGAGGAGGAGGGAUCAAAUAAAGAAAACGAGGAUGAAGAAGAGAGAAUAAGUGAGAUAGAAGGACGACAACAAGUAAGAGAAAUUGUCUCACAAAUAGGAGAGACAAUAGAACACUAUAUGACAUACAGAGAGAGACAAUCCAUAACAAGAAUAGUAGAACAGGCUCUAAGAUCAACAAAAGAGCAAAAAAAAGACACAGAGCAGGCAGCAAGUUCACUCACAGCCUCAAUAGAGGAAAAGGAAUGAACACAGAAAGGAAGGAAUAUCCGCCGACACAAAUACAAGGAGUAACACGAAAUGAAAGAAGAACAGAAGGCGAAGAAGGAGAGAAGGAGAGACAAAAAAGAAGAAAUAACGAGGAAAGGAAAUUAAGCCCUGAAUAUUUUAAGGGCAAAAUGCAAAACAUCCGAUUAUAGAUAAAAACUAAAAAUGUCACAACAAAAACAGGAACAGCAAAACAUAAAUAAAACAAACAACAACAACAGCCAAACGACAGCACAUAAAAAUAGUAACCAAGGAGCAAAUCAGAAAAUUAAAAUGAUGUGUUGGAACGCAAGAGGAAAAGUAAAUGGGAUGAAGUCCAAAAAUACGUUAAACAAGAAUAUGACAUAGCAAUAAUAGUUGAAACGUGGUUAAAGAACACAGACAAAGUAAGUUUAAAAAAUUUCCAAGUAAUAAACGUUACAAGAGAAGGAAGAAAGGGAGGAUGAUUGAUGGCCAUUAUACGAGAAGACAAAAUAUGAACGAAGAAAAGAUCUAGAAACAAUAGAUAAGAGGAUAGAGACAAUAGGAAUAACACUAGAACAAAUUAAGGAUAAAAAAAACCUAACGAUAGUAGGAGUCUACAAAAAACCAAAUAUGGAACACAAAAGGAAUAUGGACUAAGUUACUAAGAAAACUACAACAAGAAGAGAAAGUGAUAAUAAUGGGAGAUUUUAACGCACAUCACCCGUUAUUUUAUGGAACUGUGAAGUAGAGGAUAGAGAAGGAGAUACGCUACUGGAAGAAAUGGAAAAAGAAAACAUGGUAGUAAUAAAUAUAGACACUAAAACGCGACUUGGUUUGGUUUGGUGCUGUUGUGGCUCAGUGGACCUGUUAAGCUAGUCCAUACGCCAUUCUGUGUCAUAUAGAAUCUAGUUAGGAGCGGUGCUCCGAUGUCUGAAACGAUUUGUUGAUGGUUAGGAGCGCAUCUCCAAUGUAUGUUGAGAGGUGGGGGAAAUCACGUUGGUAGAAUAUUACAGGGAUGAAGAGGGGGUGAAUGUCAUGAGGUGGGGAUACUAUCUUAUAAAAUAAAGGAGUAUAUGAAUUAAGGAGUUAAAUGGAUUAGAUGGAUAGCUUUUCGCGGGUGACAAAUAGGAGCAGAGCAUGCAUAGCACCGAUGUUAUCAGAGAAGGCAAUGUUGGCCACGUCAUACGGGGGGGCUAAAACCGUUAUGGAAGAGAUCUAAAACUAAAAGGUCAGAAGAAUCUUUAUGUAAGGGGCAGUUAAAAAAUAUAUGAUUGACGUCA